Amoebophrya sp. A25 is the source of this 199-nucleotide messenger RNA. The record is from the annotation of a GenBank genome assembly. NCBI's taxonomy places the organism in Eukaryota, Dinophyceae, Syndiniales, Amoebophryaceae.
AUGCUUCUCUUGUUAAUGUUAAUUUUGGAUGAAUGUCGUUUUUUUUCAGUCGUCAAUGAAUACGAUCGUCUUCGUGCUGCUUCUAGUAUUUUUUCGGGGAAAGAAAUAUGCUUGAAUUAUGAUGGAUGAGUGGGUAAUAUUGAAAACAUCAAAUGACUUCUAAGCUAUCCCUAGCGUUUUUUUGUGCAUAACGUUGUGC